CACCCUUUCCUACCUCCCGAAUUUCUAGGACUUCACCGCUAGGAGGAACAGCAACAAGGCCCCUCUCAUCAUGGUUAACGUGGGCAGGCGGUCCAAGAGCUGUUUCAUGUGUCGCGAGCGCCGUAUCAAGUGUGAUUUACAAAAGCCAUCCUGUCAGCGUUGUACGCAGACGGGGCGACCAUGUCCAGGCUAUCCCGAACCUUGGGAUGUUGUGCUUCGUAUGCAGAACAAAUAUGCCGAGAAUAAAGUACAGGCGCGCAUUCAGAAAGCAAAGACAGAGAGAAUGGAGCAGGCAAGAAGAGAAGCCGCUACCAUUCCACGAGGAAUCCACAUGACUGCCGAGGUCCACAGCUGGAACCGCUUCUACCAAGAUUAUGCAAACCACUCGGGCAUCACGCUCUUCAACGUUCUCCCUAGGUUUUACACGAGCAGCUCGUCAACGUGUUUCCAGGAAGCGCUGCAUGCCGUAACCUUGGUCAGCUCGGCUCGCCAGCUUCAGCAAUCUGGCUUGAUGGUGCAGGCAAGGCGGCACUAUGGUGAAGCGAUUAAGGCUCUCAAUGCCACACUGGACGAUACUAUCCUGACUGCUGACGAUUCGGUUCUCGUAGCUCUGUUAUUGCUUUCACUGUUCGAGAUGAUCGUGCCAGAGUAUUUCCGGAAGGACGCGGACUUCCAAUGCCAUAUCCAUUUCCGCGGGGCGCUGCUCCUACUUCGAUGGCGGGCUGAGCGGGCACUGGGCUCCGAACUAGAUGAAAGCUGUUUCAUGUUCCUCAGUCAUAUCUGUUUGAUGAGCAUGUUUCUCAAUAAUGAACCCUUCGAUGUGAAGUGGCUAGCCCUAGAAAGGUUCGCGGCUCCAUGGAUAAAAGGCCCUCUUCUAGAACCCAUUCUUGGUCGGGCAGUCGAUUUUAAGAGGCGUGCACGCGCUCAAGUCACGACAGAUCACCACCCAUCUCGAAUAGAGGUGAUCCAGCUUAUCAAGGAUGGGAUUGCCAUUAGCGAAGAUCUCGAUGCCACGGCCACCAGCGUCAAGUCCUCCUCAAAUCCAGAUCUGGCUUCACAUCAACAGCCAACGGCCUUUAAUAACAUGUUCGAGGUCUCCACCAAAACGACCGAGGCUAUUGCAAGGAGUCUAUAUCAAACCGUGAGGUUCCACGUCGUUGAACUGGUCUCUAGCCUCGUGGCCUUUGUUGAGGAAGGUGGCGGAACCUGCCACGAACUUAAUUAUCAGUUCAACCCGUCCAUGAAGGAUAUGAUCCUCGAGCAGGUUUGUGGGGAGAUUUGCGCCGUUCUAGGCCUCGAAUGUGACUAUAAUAUAGAGGCGGACCAGACAGGAAUUGGUUACCAAGCAUAUAGCCUAUUCUGGCCUCUACUCGUCUUACUAUUCUCUGCGUCGGUGGGCAACGAAAAGAGGGCAUGGGCCCAAGAAAAACUGCGAUUCAUUGGCGAGAUAAGUGGGCUUGGUCUAGCAACAUGGGCUGCUGGAAGUAUUAACACGUCCAGCUUGACUGAGAGCUACACAAAAACGAUGUAGAUGAUGAGAUAUAAAGAUAAAUAGUAUUUAAUUCCUCAAAUCACACGGAAAGCUA
Fusarium oxysporum Fo47 is the source of this 1586-nucleotide messenger RNA. Its product is annotated as Zn(II)2Cys6 transcription factor domain-containing protein. The coding region runs from base 71 to 1531 and encodes 486 amino acids. The record is from RefSeq and is a predicted model, not a curated record. Gene Ontology annotation, biological process: regulation of DNA-templated transcription. The transcript is spliced from 4 exons. Gene Ontology annotation, molecular function: zinc ion binding; DNA-binding transcription factor activity, RNA polymerase II-specific. NCBI's taxonomy places the organism in Eukaryota, Fungi, Ascomycota, Sordariomycetes, Hypocreales, Nectriaceae.